Molecule: messenger RNA, 5875 nt
Organism: Heteronotia binoei (common prickly gecko)
Lineage: Eukaryota; Metazoa; Chordata; Lepidosauria; Squamata; Gekkonidae
Gene: MTCL2
Product: microtubule crosslinking factor 2
Exons: 15
Coding region: 3-5210 (1735 amino acids)
Biological process (GO): regulation of autophagy; insulin receptor signaling pathway
Source: RefSeq, a predicted model, not a curated record
GGAUGGCAGCGCCCGCCGAGGCAGAGUCCAGCCAGCCGCUCGCUCCGGCCCCCGCGCCGCCGCCUCCGCCCGAGAAGAAGAAGCUGCAGCGGGCGCCGUCCCCGGCCAGACCCAAGGAUGUGCCCGGCUGGUCGCUGGCCAAGAGCCGGCGCGGCAGCCACCCGGGCUCGCCCGCCUCCUUCUCCGGCAAGGCGGGCGCCGGGCUGGGCCACUCGCGGCGGCUGGGGGCCCCCAAGGAGGGCCGCGGCGAGAGGAAGGCCAAGGGCGGGCAGGCGGCGGCGGGGGCCAGGGGCGCCGGCAAAGGCGCGGGCGGGCGCGCAGGGGCCAGAGGGAAGGGGCGGAGCCGCCUGGCCGCCGAGGGGGCAGCCUGUGGCGCUUCGGGGCGCCCUCAGGGGCCUGCCGGCCUGAGCCUGACGGACAGCAGCUCGGAGGUGUCGGACUGCAGCGCCUCGGAGGAGGCCAAGCUGCUCUCGCUGCUGGAGCUGGGCGGCCUGAGCGGCAGCAGCGACACCGAGUCGCCCCCCAGCAGCAGCGCCCCGGCUCAGCCCCACAGCGCCUCCGCCGACGGCCUGUCCCCGCUGCCCGACGACCCCUCCACCGCCGCCUCCCUCGCCAGCAGCCGCCUGCCGCUCAGCACCUCCCUCGCCUUCUCCGACCUCACCGAGGAGCUGCUGGACGCCGGCGUCGCCAGGGAGCUGGAGGAGCUGCGCUCCGAGAACGACUAUCUCAAGGAUGAGAUUGAGGAGCUACGUGCUGAAAUGCUGGAGAUGAGAGAUGUCUACAUGGAGGAAGAUGUCUACCAGCUACAAGAGCUCCGGCAGCAGCUGGACCAAGCCAGUAAGACCUGCCGCAUCUUGCAGUACCGCCUGCGUAAGGCAGAACGACGCAGUCUCCGUGUGGCACAGACUGGCCAAGUGGAUGGAGAGCUCAUCCACAGCCUUGAACAAGAUGUCAAAGUAGCCAAAGAUGUUUCUGUCCGGCUACAUAAUGAGUUGGAGGCAGUGGAGAAAAAGCGGAUUAAGCUGGAGGAGGAGAAUGAGGAUUUGCGUCAGCGGCUUGUUGAGAGUGAGUUGGCUAAGCAGGUGCUGCGGAAUGAGAUGGACAAACUGCGGGAGAAUUCUUUGAAGAAAAGAGGAUCAUGCUCUCUUGGAAAGACAGACAAAAAAUCAUCUGUCCAGGAGGACAGUGCGGACCUCAAAUGUCAAUUGCAUUUUGCUAAGGAGGAGUCUGCUCUGAUGUGCAAAAAACUGACAAAGGUAGCCAAAGAGAAUGACAGUAUGAAGGAGGAACUGAUGAAAUAUCGGUCCUUGUAUGGGGACCUGGAGAGUUCCCUCUCCAUAGAGGAGCUGGCUGACUCCCCUCAUUCCAGAGAGGCAGAGCUGAAGGUCCACUUGAAACUUGUUGAGGAAGAAGCUAACAUCUUGAGCCGGAGGAUAGUGGAGCUUGAGGUUGAAAACCGAGGGCUGAGGGCGGAAAUGGAUGACAUGAAGGUGCAAGGAGACAAAGAACUCUUGGGGCAAGACAUCCGCUUUUCCUUCUCCAUGACAAACUGUGGGGACUCAGGGGAGAGUAUAGUGGAACUCAGAAGACAUUUGCAGUUUGUGGAGGAGGAGGCGGAACUGCUGAGGCGAUCACUGAUGGAACUGGAGGAGCAAAACAAGCUCCUCAUGAAUGAGCUCAAUAAGUACAAGUCAGAUCAUGAUCUGGACAUCACCCUCUCUGAGGACAGCUGCUCGGUGAUCAGUGAGACCUCCCAAGAAGAGCUGGCCACUGCCAAGGUCCAAAUCAGUGAGCUGAGCGGCAAGGUCAAGAAGCUGCAGUACGAGAACCGAGUGCUGCUUUCUAAUCUGCAGCGCUGUGACCUUGCCUCAUGCCAGACCACCCGGCCCAUGCUGGAGACAGAUGCUGAGGCUGGAGACUCUGCCCAAUGCAUUCCAACGUCCCUUUGGAGAGAGGAGCCAGUUGGGGGAGAGAAUGAUGCUAAGGAGAGAUCACCUGGAAAUAGUCUUAGCAAUAUUAGCAAAUCCCAUGAAACCAGCCCUAGCUGGCCUCUCAGAUCCAAGGACUUUGAGACCCUCCUUGACAUCAGGGACCAGGCUGCGCUGGUCAGCAAAGCCAUCGAUGUCUUGAUCUCGGAUGCCAAUGGCUUCACUUCCAGCCUAAAGCUCUGCAUGGAUAAUGACUGUGCAGAACUUGUGCUGAGUGAGGCCAUGGAUAAUGAGAGCACCACGGACUCUAAACUAAUAAGUGCCAUUUUGAUGCGACUUGGGGUCCUUCAGCAGGAGCUGAACAGCUUCAUGAAGAAGGUGGAUCACAUUGGUGACUGCCUGAAAGGCCAGAAAGACUCAUUGCCAAGUUCCAGCUCCCAGGAUGCCACAAAAGAGGCUUUGCGAAAAGAGCAUAACUCUGAAUUCCAGCAGUCUGACUUUAGGGAGGCCCCAGACUGGGACAUCGGGGAGAGCAGGCCCUCUGACCUCUACCACAGCAGUAGCAACACCAACACCACUGAUGUGGAUGCCAAUGUGGAACUUGACCGGAGUUACAAGUCAUACCAACCAGAGGAAAAAGACUCCUAUGCAUCUGAGAUCAAGGAGUUGCAGUUGGUUCUGUCAGAGGCCAAUGAGAGUUUGCGGGGCCUUCAGGAACAGCUCUCCCAGGAGAGGCAACUGAGGAAGGAGGAAGCAGAGAACUUUACCCAGAAAAUCUGCCAGCUGAAGGAUGAUCACCAGAAGGCCCUCCUGAGGCGGGAAUUUGAGCUGCAGAGCCUGAACCUUCAGAGGAGGCUGGAGCAGAAAUUCUGGAGCCAAGAAAAAAAUCUUCUGGUGCAGGAAUCCCAGCAGUUCAAGCAAAAUUUUUUGCUCCUUUUCAUGAAGCUCAAGUGGUUCCUGAAACGUUGGAGGCAGGGCAAGAUUCUGCAGAAUGAAGGCAAUGACUUCUUGGAGGUGAAUAGCAUGAAAGAACUGUACCUGCUGAUAGAAGAAGAGGAACUGAACCCCCAGCAGCCAGCAGAUAACAAGACGUGUAUUGGAGACGGCUGGUUUCAAAACAUGCAGCCCAGUGAGUACAUUAAGACCCUGUCAGACAUUAAGGUGAUCUUAAAGGAGCUGUGCACAGAGCUGCAUGAAGAGAGGAGAGGCAUGAAUGAACUGCAGCAACAGUUUGUCAAGGCCAAAGCGACCUGGGAGAUGGAGAGGACGGAGCUCAAGUGUCUCAUCACUCAGCUGGAAUCCAAGGGUGGGAAAGGCCUGACGGAGCGAGCACUCUCUGACUGGAAAGCAGCUCUGAAGAGGGAGCGGGAAGAACACCAGCACCUCUUGGCUGAGUCCUACAGUGCUGUCAUGGACCUGACCAAACAGCUGCAAAUCAGCGAGAAGAACUGGGACCAGGAGAAACUGGAGCUCUUGGGCCACUUCAAGGUUGAGCAGCAGGCAGCAGAGCAGCAAGUGCGGGAGCUGCAGAACAAGCUGAACCAGCUGCAGAAGGGAGCUGACCGCUGGGCUUUGAAAAAUUCAGAGAUGGAGAAGCAUGGCAGUAGCUGGAAAGAGACUCUCAACGAGAAGAUCACUGACAAAGAAACCAUUUCUGAAACGGACAUCAAAGAAAGUAAUCUAAAAAGGACAAAGUCGGUUUCCUCAAUGUCUGAAUUUGAAAGCUUGCUCGACUGUUCUCCUUACCUUCCUGGCAAGACCAGCCCAGUGAUCACAGAUAAUGCCAACAUGAAAAAGGGAUCCCCAGCUACUCAGAUCUUACCUGACACAUUAAAGGAAACAGUAGGGGUCACCCACAAUAACUGUGCUCAUAAUGAGCAACCCAGAUCUGAGAACCAGGCCACAGAGGACCUCCCUGUCUCAUCGUGUGACUGUACCAAGACAAGCAGCUUGUCUGUGCAGGAUCAGUCCCAGAAACAAAUGCAGAGGAGCCACACAGCCCCAGACAAGACUGGGAUCCGCAUAUACUAUAGCCCUCCGGUGGUACGAAGGUUGGAAGCGCCUCUAGUGCAGAACAGAGAGGGGAAGAUUAUGGUUGAGCCUGGCUUCUUGUUCACAAUGGCCAAGCCCAAGGAGGAGUCGGACCACUCAGAAAACAUGUACAGCAGGUGGCUGUGCAACUUCUCCAAGCAGCACCGUGAGCUGCUUGAUGGAAGUACUGUUAGCGAAAAAGCUGUGACUUCCGUCCCCAGAUUUCCAUCCUCCCUGCAUGACCUGGAGAUCUCUGGCAACAUGAGCGACGACAUGAAGGAGAUCACCAACUGUGUCCGGCAGGCUAUUCGCUCCAGCUCUCUUGAGAGAAAGGUGAAGAGCGCUUCCAGCCAGACAGUGGGGUUGACCAGCAUCAGUACUCAGACCAUCCAGACUGUCAGCGUUGGCCUACAGACGGACAUGCCCAGAGGCAGCAUUCACAGCAGCAAAAGCUGGUCCCCCCGGAGCUCCUCCCUCAUAUCUGUGCGCAGCAAGCAGAUUUCCUCAUCUCUGGACAAAGUCCACUCCAGAAUUGAACGGCCCUGUUGCUCACCAAAGUAUGGCUCCCCCAAACUCCAGAGAAGAUCAUCUUCUAAGCUGGACAAUUCUAAAGAUCGAAGCCUGUGGAACCUCCAUCAGAGUAAGCAAAAUGGGUCCGCUUGGGCUCGUUCUACAACCACCAGAGACAGUCCAGUCCUUAGCAAUAUUAAUGAUGGCCUAUCUAGCUUGUUCAAUGUUGUGGAGCAUUCUGGGAGUACUGAAUCCAUCUGGAAGCCAGGGUGCCAGGAAAGCAAAGCCAAGCCAGAAGCACCCAAGUACGGGAUAGUGCAGGAGUUUUUCCGGAAUGUGUGUGGCAGAACUCAGAGCCCCACUUUACCUCCUGAGAAGAAGGACCCCAUAGCAGUAGAAAGCAGCAGCAAGAAGGCAGACCAUCCAUCUUUAACUGUGCCUCACCAGUCUGAAAGUACCUCCAAGACCCUGGACAAAAAACCCUUGAAGCAGGGUUGCAUUGAGGAACCAAAGCUGUCCACUUUGAGCCAAGGAGGCAAGGACAGAGCCUUAAGGGAGCCGGACAUCAUUUCUGCUACUAUUGCCAAUGAGGAUGUUGCUUGUGACUGCAGCUCCCAAUCGCUGACCUCCUGUUUUGCUCGGCCCUCACGCUCAUCUGUCCGCCACUCCCCUUCCAAGUGCAAGUUGCACCCCACUGAUGGCAGCCGGGCAGAGGAGAGGGUGGGGCCACUGAGUGAGUGAAAGGGGCUGCUGUGCUGGCUGCUGUGCUGAUGGAAGAGCGGCUCCUCCCUGAACCUGCUGGUCCCUUUGGCAACUCAAGGACUGGCUGCCUCUGAGAAAGCCAGACACAGCAGAGAUCCUGAGGGGCUCCACUCUUAGACACUCAGAGCAGUAACAUGCAUCUCCUGUCUCUCCUUAGCAGGGGUGCUGGCAAACACAGAAGCUGUGCUAUAGAGCUAGGGGACAGAGUGGGAGCCUUGCCGGGGUGGGGUGGCUUCUUGUCCCUGGAAACCCUUCAGCCACACUCCAUAACAGAGGAGCAUUGCUGGAGUGUAAUGAAGCAGUUUGUGCUGUUUCCAUGGCACAUGGUGUGUGUAUGCAGUGUGGAGUGUGGCAGGUUUUCCCCAAUGGUCACCAGUUUGAGGAGAUGGAUCCCCUUUCCCAUGCAAAGGGCGUCAUGGUGAGAAGGGACAGGGAAUUUGGGGAAGCAUCAAAGAGGCUGCCUUGGUCUAAAGGGAGCGGAAACCACAGUCCUUCAGAAACAGUGCAGAGCUGGUUUUGAGGGCCAUUAUCUGCUAGAAAAGCUGUAUGAUAAAGAAUCCCCCCUCCUCCCCAAAAAUGAGGUUCUUGUGUUAUAUAGAGGGAAGUGUGGGGUGGGGAGAAUCUGUUUUGAUCUAAUCUUUGCU